Sus scrofa (pig) is the source of this 2299-nucleotide messenger RNA. The record is from RefSeq and is a predicted model, not a curated record. Lineage: Eukaryota; Metazoa; Chordata; Mammalia; Artiodactyla; Suidae.
AACCUUUCAUAUAAUUGAUACUUCAGAAAUUCUUAUUGUUAACUAAUUAGGAGCUAAUCUCUCCCUUAGUUUCUAACAUUUUAUUCACUUUUUUAGAAUCACUGCAUUGCCUUUUCACCCACUGCUGCCCUUCUAACUGCUGUUCCCCUCAUCCUGCAUCCUUGUUAUCCACCCCCUCCCUAAUCAGUAUAUUCCCUUCUCAUCUUCACUCACAUGUUCGUCAACCACUCAUCUCUCUGGUUUCCCAAUGUUGGUAUGUAACCAUGUAAUUAUUUUUAAUGACUUUCGGCAUACAAAAAUUAUAAAUACUCAGUCUAGUUUCCCAAGGAUCAGAGUCAAAGAGGUAACCUUCUCUCGGGGAUCCAUACAAGACUCCAGGGAAACCAGAAAACUUGUCAUGGACACCACAGGCAAAACAAUCACAUGCUGGGCAGCCAUUGCCUGGGCAAAAAAUGUUCCUCUUUCAGUUGAGAAAGUUCAAGUUGAGCCACCAAAGGCUGGGGAAGUUCGUAUUAAGAUGACAUCUUCUGGGAUCUGUGGUUCCGAUGAUCAUGUACUGAAAGGAUUAAGCCCAAUGAAAUUUCCUUUAAUCCCAGGCCAUGAAGGAGCUGGGAUUGUGGAGAGUAUUGGUGAAGGAGUGUGCUCAGUAAAACCAGGAGAUAAAGUCCUCACACUCCCUCUUCCACAAUGUAGAGAAUGCAGUGCCUGCUUGCACCCCAAGGGAAACUUCUGCGAGAAGCAAGAUGUUCUACCUUCUUCUGGAUUAAUGCUGGAUGGGACCAGCAGAUUCACCUGCAGAGGAGAAAAGAUUUAUCACCUUUUCCGCACAAGCACAUUUGCUGAAUAUACUGUUGUGCAAGAGAUUGGGGUGGCAAAAAUUGAUGAUGCCGCUCCCAUGGAUAAAAUCUGCAUCAUAAGCUGUGAGGUGCCUACAGGCUAUGGAGCUGCUGUUCACUCAGCCAAGGUCACUCCUGGUUCUACUUGUGUGGUCUUUGGACUUGGAGGAAUCGGCUCAGCUGUCGUCAUGGGCUGUAAAGCCUCUGGUGCUUCUAGAAUCAUUGGGGUUGAUAUCAACGAGGAGAAAUUUCCCCAGGCUAGAGCAUUAGGGGUCACUGAUUGUAUCAACCCCCGGAAACUCAAGAAGCCUGUCCAGGAGGUGAUCAUGGAGAUGACAGGCAUUGGUGUUGACUUUGCUUUCGAGGCCAUUGGACUCUCAGAUACCAUGGUUGCCGCUUGGGAGUCCUGCCACCUAAGCUAUGGUGUCUGUGUCAUCAUUGGAGUGACUCCACCAAACACACCAUUUUCCCUCGAUGGGGGGAAUGUUUUCUCUGGACGGACACUGAAGGGCACAUGUUUAGGAGGUAGGUCAGUGAAUAGAAGGGACCAGUUGGUUGCUCUCAAGAAAUUCUCUUCAACUCUGUGGAAUUCAAACAUGGAAUUCAAACAUGGAAUUCAAAAUUCCUUUCCUUGGGGAAACAGAACUAUAACGGUAUUAGUUUCCAAAGAUUUUGCCUCGGAGGAGUUAGUGUAUUUUGCAAAUCAAUUUUAGUUAAUUUAAUUAAAUUAGAGUUUUUUUAAAUAUCAAAUAAAGCUUAUAGUUUUUGGAUUUUUCCCGUGUUUGGACUAAUUCAGUUAACUUCAGUUCUACACUGAGGGAUUCAAAGUUUGUUGUGCUAUUUUAAUGCAAUGCUUUUUGGAUAAUUACAUACACCAACUUGGUAUUUGGUUCUGAUUUUUGUCUCCCCAUAGGAGCCCUUAUUUCUGAACAAGAUUGACCAACAGCUUUACUAAAAACUCCCAUCUCCAUCCAUUGCUCUGAUGGCAGGAAAUUCCCCUGCCAUCUCAAUGUGUGUGACUAGAGAGAGAGGAGGAAAUGAUUGUAUAGUGGUAAACCCAGGAGGUGGGUUGGAGACUGCUAGCUGAUUUAAAAGGGACUCAGGAACACAUGAAUAUCGACCCAGUUUUUCUCCAAAGAGAAACAGAACUGUCUGUAGCAGCCACACUUAGCAACAGCAGUCAACAGCUUCUGAUGUACAAAUGAAUUCUCUUUCAUCUUCAAUGGCAAAUUUUUAGAGGAAUCCUUUACCUAUUUCCAUGACUUAUUUGAUUUUUUUUUUCAUUUGGCUGGUUUAAAAUUUCUCAAAUCUUAUUACAAAAGCCUUUUGUUUUGCAGAUUAUAAAACCAGAGACAGUUUUCCCCAACUAGUGACUGAUUAUCUACAAAAUAAAAUUAACAUAGAUCCAUUAAUAACCCAUCAGCUGCCUUUUAACCAAAUCCACAAAGCUUUCGAGUUGUACC